Messenger RNA from Diabrotica balteata, 1188 nucleotides. The record is from the annotation of a GenBank genome assembly. Lineage: Eukaryota; Metazoa; Arthropoda; Insecta; Coleoptera; Chrysomelidae.
UUUUAAUUAUGCAAGAAUAAUUUAUAAUGAUUUGAUUCCAUUUCUUAAAAAGUAAAAUGAAUAGCAUUAGAUAUUUUUUAUUUAGUAAACAGUUGUUUUCUGUUACAAAUCAAAGUAAAGUAUUUAUAAAUUGUAAGAACCUUUCCACAAGUUCUACCUUUCAUAAAAACGAAACAGGUUUUGUUCAUAUUUUUGAUCGAAAAACAAAAAGUCUUCAGAGAAAAAGAGCUGCUAUAGCUGAAGAUGUAAAUGUGUAUAAUUACCUUAAGGAUGAAAUUGGUUACAGGCUGGCAGAUAGGCUUUUUGAUAUCAAAAGAAAGUUUAAGUUAGCAGCAGAUAUAGGGUGCAGCCGUGGUUAUGUAUCUAGACAUAUCUCCCCAGAUUCUGUAGAAGAACUGAUACUAUGUGACAUUAGUGAAUCAAAUUUGAAUGCUGCAGUUGUACAAGAUGGCAUAAAAACUACAAAACAAAUUUUAGAUGAGGAACACAUUGAGUUUAAACCAAAUUCAUUGGAUAUAGUUAUAUCUUGUCUUAGUUUGCAUUGGGUAAAUGAUUUACCAAAAGCCUUUAAAAGGAUCCUGCUGAGCCUUAAAGAGGAUGGUGUCUUUUUAGCUUCAGUGUUUGGAGGUGACACGUUAUACGAGUUACGAUCUUCCCUUCAAUUAGCAGAACUAGAAAGAAGAGGUGGAAUAUCCCCACAUAUUUCUCCGUUUACUGAAGUAAGAGAUAUAGGAAGCUUAUUGACCAGAGCUGGCUUUACAAUGUUAACAAUAGAUACAGAUGAAAUCAUUGUAAGAUAUCCAUCCAUGUUUGAACUGAUGCUUGAUUUAAAAGGGAUGGCAGAAAGUAAUGCUGCUCUUAAUAGAUCGCUGCAUUUGCAUAGAGAUACACAAUUUGCAGCGGCGGCUCUAUACCAACAACUUUACGGAGCAGCUGAUCCUGAAUCUGGGGAAAUGUCUGUCCCAGCAACCUUUCAGAUAAUUAACAUGCUGGGCUGGAAACCCCAUCCAAAGCAACCAAAACCUUUAGAGAGAGGAACCGGAGAGGUUUCUCUGAAGGACCUUCACAGACUAGAUGAAAUCAUUAAAGAGGUAAAAUCAAUUAAGAUAGAUGAUGAUGAUAAACGUUGAGUUAUAUUAUUAUUUUUAAGAGGUUAUCUAUUUUAAUAAAUAUUCUAUUCCAAGUUUA